UUAUAACAGGCUAUGUAAAUAAUACUACGGCCUUUCAAGGAAUUCAGGUUUUAUUGCAUAUGCUGUAACUAAGAAUUCCUAAAUUCUUUUAUACUUGUUGUUAUUUAAAUUUAAUAUUAACAUGCAUCAGAGAACAGGGAUUCCCAUACAGUGUGAUUUCCAACCAUUUUCCCCAGACAUGGGGUUUGAGGCUUGCUCAGUGUUCUUACACAAGUUUUUUUUUUUUAAACUAAAACACUAUAUUAUAAACAAAGAGCAAAAUCUUGAUCAAGCGAUAAAUCGUCAUAAAUUAGACCUUUACUGUGUUUUCAAGAGUAAUCUUUCAUAAUGAUGACACCUGUGUGAAACUGACAUUGACCACAAACAUGUUCUUUUAAACUGGGUUCCCAAACCAUAAAUCACCAGAUGGAUUAUAGGUCCACAUUAAAGACAGAUAUAAAGGUGAAAGCAAGAGGUGUGUUUUCUCUCUAAAAGAAGACGGGCUUGAAACGAGCUUGAGUGUUCCACCAUGACGGUGUCCUACACGCUCAAGGUGGCCAAUGCCAAGUUUGGAGGCUUCUCAAAGUUGCUCUUCCGAUGGAAAGGAAGCAUUUACAAGCUUCUAUACAGAGAAUUCAUGGUCUUCUGCUUACUGUACAGCUUCAUCAGUGUUAUAUACAGGUGUGUCCUCAAUAAUGAACAACAGGAGAUGUUUGAGCGACUUGCACGUCAUUGUAACAAGUUUGCUAAACUCAUCCCCAUGUCAUUUGUUCUUGGGUUCUAUGUCACACAGGCGUUUCAACGCUGGUGGGGUCAAUAUACAAGCUUUCCCCUGCCAGAUAACCUGAUGAUGGUCGUAUCUGGGAAUGUCCAUGGCACAGAUGAAAGAGGCCGUCUGCUGAGGAGAACUCUGAUGAGAUACGCAAACCUGUCAUCGGUCCUCAUCCUGCGCUCCAUCAGUACACGAGUGCGCAAGAGAUUCCCAACUCUGGAGGACAUUGUGGAGGCAGGAUUCAUGACCGAAGAGGAGCUUAAGAAACUAAACCAUCUGUACUCUGACUUUAACAAGUACUGGAUGCCACUUGCAUGGUUUGCAAACCUGGCAUCACACGCAAGAAAAGAAGGACGUGUGAAAGAUGAUAUAGCCUUGCGACUGCUUAUGGAUGUAAGUGCGUUUAAACAUGUCAAGAUAAUGUAUAUGCGCAAUAAAAGCACAAUAAUCCCUUCCUUUCUUCCUCUUUGUCAGGAGCUGAAUAACUAUAGGUCAAAGUGCAGCAUGCUCUUCCACUAUGACUGGAUCAGCAUUCCCUUGGUCUACACGCAGGUAGUGACUGUGGCGGUGUACUCCUUCUUUACAUUUUGCUUAAUUGGGCGGCAGUUUGUGAAACCUGAGAAAGAUGGGGAGAAGGUUCUGGACCUGUAUGUCCCAAUUUUUACUCUGCUGGAGUUCUUCUUUUACGCUGGCUGGUUAAAGGUGGGCGAACUUAUUAUCAACCCAUUUGGAGAAGACGAUGAUGAUUUUGAAACCAACCAACUCAUAGAUCGAAACAUUCAGGUUUCUAUGUUAGCUGUAGAUGACAUGCAUCAAAAUCUUCCUCCACUUGAGAAGGACAAAUACUGGGUGGAUAAGGGUCCUUCAUAUCCGUCAGCUAGUAUGAAGCCUGUCUUCAUGGGUUCUACACAUGACAUGAGGAUACUGGAGGAAGAUAGUGAGGAAUCUGUACCAACAGCCAAGACACAAAUGCUUGCCAUCAAUGUGUGGCCGACUACACACAAAGGAAAAAAGCAGAAGAGCAAGAGCUUUCAGCAGUUAUGUCUUUGCUGCAGUGCUAAAUGUAAGAACGAGCGCUCUAGACUUGAACAGCCUUCCAAGAGCAGCAUCCUAUCAGCACCGCAGCAACAAAACAUGACCAUGUGCCAGGAAAAACUCUUGGGGUUACCUGAAACUACAGGACCAACAAACCAAGACCCAUAGAUGUGUAACUUCCUACUCAGAUUUUACUUCCCAUGUAUUUAUGUAUUUGGAUAGUCAAAGAUGAGAGGAUACUUGCUGCAAUAUUUCAACCCUCAUCCCUUCUCACACUUUUGACCAAUGUACACUACUGUUCAAAAGUUUGUGGUCAGUAAGUUUUUUUUUUUAAAGAAAUUCUUUUAUUGUUUUCAUAAAAAUAUCAAGCAGCACAAUUCUUUCAACAUUGUUUCUUGAGCACCAAAUCAUAUUAGAAUGAUUUCUGAAGGAUCAUGUGGCACUGAAGACUGGAGUAAUGAUGCUGAAAAUUCAGCUUUGGCAACAUGGGAAAAUUAUGUUUUGAAAAAAUAAUUUAAAAUGCCAUUUCUAUUUGAAUAUAUGAUCAAAUUAAUGGCAGCCUUGGGUGAUAAAUGACUUUUUAUACCCUUAAACUUUUGAACAGUAAUGUACUUUCUCAAUUUUUGCAGUGAUUAAUGAACAACUUUCCAUCAGUUAAUUUGUAAAGACUCCAUUGUUUAUAAUAAACACAGCUUCAAAUUUUAAAUGUAGAAAUUAACAUUAACCUUGAUAAACCCUCUUUUCAAUUGCUUGAUUCAUCAUAGCUAAUGCAUUGUUAACCAGUUCCAAUAAGUUUAUAGAUUAUAUAUACACACACAUACUUUCUUGAUCUUGUAAUAUUUUGAAGAGACAUUUUAAAACUCUAAAAAAAAUUUUUUUUAAUCAGAACUUUCCAUGGCUCUCCAAAGUCUACCAUUUACAACAUGCAACUUGUUUGUACUUCUACAUGCAAUAUGCAUCUAGAAGUACAAUCAAUUAAGAUUUAUUUUCAAGACAUGUACACAAGUAUUGCAAUAACUACUUUCAUACAGGAAAUUAAAAGAGCACUUCAACACUUGUGGUUUUUCUAGGAGUUUACAACCAGUUAAUGCAGUACAAGUCCAGCUGCUUAACUUUCUCAAUCCUCCUUUUAAUAAAAACGUGUUAUGUAAAUGGAAGAUCAGAGUCAUUUUACUUUCAACAUCAACAUACACCAGAAACAAUUAUCGCAACAUAAGGGACAGAGUCCCCUCUUGGCAAAGAAAUUAUACACAGGACAACUAAACAUUGCAUGAAAUGAGAAUGACAGGAACAUGCUGAGUUGGGGUAUUUUCUUUAAUGGUCGUAUCAAAGAGAGCUGUACAUUUAUUUGCCUUUCUUGGCUUUAAUCUUCCUCAGGUAGAACUCCAGUUCUUUGCCCUCAAUAAUAUAGCCAUCGGCCCUGCCACACUGUCCUGGUCUGGAGGCAAUGCAGGC
Messenger RNA from Ctenopharyngodon idella (grass carp), 3241 nucleotides. It is a transcript of the gene best4, whose product is annotated as bestrophin 4. The transcript is spliced from 9 exons. Gene Ontology annotation, molecular function: chloride channel activity. NCBI's taxonomy places the organism in Eukaryota, Metazoa, Chordata, Actinopteri, Cypriniformes, Xenocyprididae. The record is from RefSeq and is a predicted model, not a curated record. The coding region runs from base 509 to 1954 and encodes 481 amino acids.